This is a messenger RNA of Pyrenophora tritici-repentis Pt-1C-BFP, 1339 nucleotides long. The record is from RefSeq and is a predicted model, not a curated record. NCBI's taxonomy places the organism in Eukaryota, Fungi, Ascomycota, Dothideomycetes, Pleosporales, Pleosporaceae.
AUGAGCUACCUUACCGCCACUCUGGAGCCAGACGAACUCGACGCGCUCAUGGACUCGAUGAAGCCGUACGACGACGCGAUCCGCGACCUAGAACACAUUACGAAAACCACACGCGGCGCAGCAGAUGCAUUUGAGGAAUCUCUGAGAGUCAAGAACUCGCUUGACACGUACGAAGUGCUGGCCAAGACCAUGCCAACCCAGCAACUGCUCACAGCUAUCCUAAACUGCGAGUACAAGCUCUGGCGAACGCACGAGGAGACGCCUCUGAGGUUCAAGCCUUACUUGAGCCACUGGGUAGAGACCCUUAUGAGCACGCAGAAGGAACUUGCCCAUCAUCAACACAUUGCCAUCACUACUAGCGACACGAACGACACCAUCACUACGAGGGAGAUACUGGUAACUCGAGCUGGAUACAUCAUGGCGCUGCUGAAGGACACGCCGCUGCCUUCUGCCGAGCCAGUACGUUCUGCAUACGAGAAAAGUGCUCGGGAUAAAUUUAUCCUCCCGGAAUUCGACCUCCUGCCGUACAUGCAAAUGCUCGUAGAAACAGAAAUCUGGGAUAGGCUGCCCGAUGGCAUGGUACAAGCUCCAGAAACAGGAGCGUUGAGCAAAUCGAAGACACAGGAGGGCAGUGAUCCACAGCGAUGGGAGGAUGUUAUGCUUCGCAAGCUCAAGGAAGAUCCCAAUGCCGCUGUACAAGAACUGUCACAUCUCCCGCUUGAUCUAUCGACGCUCGAUUUCCUCACGAAACUCCUCACCGAUCGUACCUUCGAAGAGCUUGGCAUUGACGGUCCGCCUGUCAUACUCCAAUACAUACAGCACGCAUUGCGACUCAUCGAGAAGAUGGGGGCACCUCCACCCACGUCCGAGCAGAAUUUGCCAGUCGGUGGGGCUUCCAAUGGCGCUGCUAUCGUCGAAUAUGGCAAAGAGCCGCAGAGUCGCGCUGUUAAAUUGCUACUACUGUUCAUGAAGAACUCGAUCACCAAGGGCUUGUUGGAGCCGACACCGCUGAUCUUCGAGCUCCAGGAGAUUUGUGUGCGGUACGUGUGGAUCAGAGAGGUCAGGGAUUUUCGGACCUGGGUGGGAAAAAUUGAUGUGUUCAUCUAGAAGAUCAACAAGUCGGUACUGAUGCUAAGAUAAUACUGUGGCCGCCUGGGUGACAUAGGGUACAAAGGCCAUUGCAGCGCCAGGCACACCUAUCUGGUAUCUAUUCACACUGUCCAGUAUAUUAUGUCCCCCAUAUGUGGAGUGGAGGAUCGGAUCCGUUGCAUGAAGAUGACGCAGGUGCGUGUGGCUGUACGGCAUUGGACCCCAGGAAAACAAUCUGCAUUGAUGCGCU